GUCCGGGACCCGCCCCGGCCCCGCUGACUCACGGCGGCCGCUCCGCCCGGCCCGGCCCGGCCCGGCCCCGCCGGGACAUGAGCGGCCCUCGGGGGCUCCGCGGGGCUGCCCGGGGGCUCCUGCCGCUCCUGCCGCCGCUGCUGCCGGUGCUCCUGCUGCUGCUCCCGCCGCCCCCGGCACAGAGCCUCAAAGGCAGUGCUGUGACUGUCCCAGAAACGCUGCUCUUCAUCUCCACACUGGAUGGGAACCUCCACGCCGUCAGCAAGAGCACAGGGGAGAUCAAGUGGACUCUGAAGGAUGAUCCCAUUCUGCAGGUGCCGGUGUAUGUGGCAGAGCCAGCAUUCCUUCCAGACCCCAAUGAUGGCAGCCUGUAUAUCCUGGGAGGAAAGAACAAAGAAGGCUUGAUGAAGCUGCCGUUCACCAUCCCAGAGCUGGUGCAGGCGUCGCCGUGCCGCAGCUCGGACGGGGUGCUCUACACCGGGAAGAAACAGGACACGUGGUUUGUUGUGGACCCCAAGUCAGGGGAGAAGCAGACCACCCUCUCCACAGAGGCUUGGGAUGGUCUGUGCCCAUCCAGCCCCUUGCUGUACAUCGGACGGACCCAGUACAUCAUCACCAUGUAUGACACCAAGUCACGGGAGCUGCGCUGGAAUGCCACCUUCUCUGAGUACUCGGCCCCGCUCUGCGAGGAGUCCUACCACUACAAAAUGGCACACUUGGCCUCCAGUGGGGACGGGCUGGUGGUGACCCUGGACAAGGAGAGCGGGGAGGUCCUGUGGGCGCAGAACUACGGCUCACCUGUGGUCGGCAUCUACCUGUGGCACCAGGACAGCCUGCGCCGCCUCCCCCACCUCAACCUGGCCAUGGAGACCCUGCGCUAUCUGACCUUCCAGUCACAGGACAUCCACGUGCUCAAGUGGAGCUACCAGUCCGUCAAGGACUUCGCUGCCACCAAGACACAGCUGCUGCCAGCGCUCUACGUGGGGAAGCACGCGGCCGGUUUCUACGCCGUGACGUCCCUGGUGCACGGCAGCGUGGCGCUGGUGCCCCAGGGCAUCACACUGGCCAGGAUCGACGGCCCCACCACGGACGACGUGACCAUGAGGGAGUCCGGGGAGUGUGAGAUCACGCCCAGCACCAACGUCAAGUACCCGCAGGGCAGCAUCACCUCACUUCACAACCAGUGGCUCCUCAUAGGGCACCAUGAGCUGCCUCCUGUGGUUCACACCACGAUGCUGCGAGCUUUCCCAGAGAACCUGAGGAAAACCACGGAAACCAUCAUCCCCAGGGCUCCUCCCACCAGGACCGUGUUUGACGAUUUCCUGGCCCCGAGCAGCCCGGAGGAGCCAGCUGUGCGCAGCGAGGGGCAGCUCCAGCCGGACCCCACGCAGGGGGAGCAGCUGGAGGUGUACCCCGAGCCUGGCACCUGGGACCUGGCCAUUGGCGUUGGCACAGCUCUGCUGGGCGGGGGAAUCCUGGUCCUGCUGCUCACAAAACUGCAGCAGCAGCAGCUGGAGGAGCAGAUACAGCUCCUGCAGCAGCAGCAGCAGGAGAUGCUGCACCCGGGCCGAGUCUCCAGGGAGGGCAUCCCUGAGGAGCCCAGGGAGCUGGAGCUGAGCCAGGGAAGUGCAGCAGAGCUCUCACAGAGCUCCAGCCCCUCAGCCUGCCUGAAGGACCCGGCUAAUGGGACAGUCAGCCCAGAGCCAGCUGUCCCAGGGGCUGCUGAAGAUGCAGAACCAGAUCUGGUUGUAGUUGGGAAAGUUUCUUUUAACCCCAAAGAUGUGCUGGGCCAUGGAGCUGGAGGAACCUUUGUGUUCAGGGGGCAGUUUGAGGGCCGGGACGUGGCCGUGAAGCGUCUCCUGCCGGAGUGUGUCCACCUGCUUGACCGUGAGGUCCAGCUGCUCCGGGAGUCGGACGAGCACCCCCACGUCGUCCGCUACUUCUGCACGGAGAGGGACCGGCAGUUCCACUACAUCGCCAUCGAGCUCUGCUCCGCCACGCUGCAGGAGUACGUGGAGAGCCCCAGCUUUGAGCGCCGGGGGCUGGACCCGGUGUCGGUGCUGCGUCAGACCAUGUCCGGGCUGGCCCACCUGCACUCCCUCAGCAUCGUGCACCGCGACCUGAAGCCCUGUAACAUCCUCAUCUCUGUCCCCAACCGCCACGGGCACAUCCGCGCCGUCAUCUCCGACUUCGGCCUUUGCAAGAAGCUUCAUGGGGGACGACAGAGCUUCAGCCUCCGCUCCGGGAUCCCUGGCACUGAGGGCUGGAUCGCGCCCGAGGUGCUGCAGGAGGCCCCGAAGGAGAACCCUACCAGUGCUGUGGACAUCUUCUCAGCUGGGUGCAUCUUCUACUACGUGGUGUCGGGGGGACAGCAUCCCUUUGGGGACAGCCUGCGGCGCCAGGCCAACAUCCUGGCGGGCUCCUACCAGCUGAGCUGCCUGCAGGAGGAGGCUCACGACAAACUCAUUGCAAGGGAGCUGAUUGUGGCAAUGAUCAACUCCGAGCCCCAGCGCCGGCCCUCGGCCCCUGUAGUCCUUGUGCAUCCCUUUUUCUGGAGUCAGGAGAAGCAGCUGCAGUUCUUCCAGGACGUCAGUGACCGUGUGGAGAAGGAGCCAGCUGAGGGGCGAAUCGUCUCAGCCCUGGAGUCAGGGGGACGGGCGGUGGUGAGGACCAACUGGAGGAUGCACAUCUCCCUCCCACUGCAGAUGGACCUGAGGAAGUUCCGCACCUACAAGGGAGGGUCAGUGCGUGACCUGCUGCGGGCCAUGAGGAACAAGAAGCACCACUACCACGAGCUGCCGCCCGAUGUCCGGCUGGCGCUGGGCUCUGUCCCCGAGGGCUUCGUGCAGUACUUCACCUCCCGCUUCCCCCGGCUGCUGCUGCACACGCACAGGGCCAUGCAGCUCUGUGCCCACGAGCGCAUCUUCCACGGCUACUACAGCCAGGGCCCGCAGGGCGACGGCGCCUGAGCGGCCACAGCCACGGCUGGAGGGCAGCGCGGCCACCGCUCCCACCCAGCCCUGCUCCAUGUCCUCCUGCCAGGGCCGGGCAGCAGAGACGGGCACGGGGCACCAGAGACGGGCACGGGACACCAGAGACAGGCACAGGGCACCAGAGAUGGGCACAGGGCAGCAGAGACGGGCACAGGGCACCGGAGAUGGGCACGGGGCAGCAGAGACGGGCACAGGGCACCAGACGGGCACAGGGCACCAGAGAUGGGCACAGGGCUGCAGAGAUGGGCACAGGGCAGCAGAGAUGGGCACAGGGCACCGGAGACGGGCACAGGGCAGCAGAGAUGGGCACGGGGCACCAGAGACGGGCACAGGGCACCAGAGACGGGCACAGGGCACCAGAGAUGGGCACGGGGCAGCAGAGACGGGCACAGGGCACCGGAGAUGGGCACAGGGCAGCAGAGAUGGGCACAGAGCAGCAGAGACGGGCACAGGGCACCGGAGACGGGCACAGGGCAGCAGAGAUGGGCACGGG
Poecile atricapillus (Black-capped chickadee) is the source of this 3486-nucleotide messenger RNA. RefSeq names its product endoplasmic reticulum to nucleus signaling 2 (gene ERN2). Gene Ontology annotation, molecular function: protein serine/threonine kinase activity; ATP binding; RNA endonuclease activity. Bases 78 to 2969 code for a protein of 963 amino acids. The record is from RefSeq and is a predicted model, not a curated record. The transcript has 22 exons. Gene Ontology annotation, biological process: protein phosphorylation; mRNA processing; intrinsic apoptotic signaling pathway in response to endoplasmic reticulum stress. NCBI's taxonomy places the organism in Eukaryota, Metazoa, Chordata, Aves, Passeriformes, Paridae. Gene Ontology annotation, cellular component: IRE1-TRAF2-ASK1 complex.